Messenger RNA from Geodia barretti, 363 nucleotides. Lineage: Eukaryota; Metazoa; Porifera; Demospongiae; Tetractinellida; Geodiidae. The record is from the annotation of a GenBank genome assembly.
UUGGCAGAUCAUGUCUGGACCAUCAUCAACGAAAAAGCUACUUUUCGACUCCGCAGCGGAGCAAUUUUCCCGACAGUCAACCCUGCUACAGGCGAGAAAAUCAUUGGUGUGGCAGAGGGAGAUAAAACCGAUGUCGAUAUAGCAGUAGCUGCUGCCGAGCAGGCGGGCAAGCUAGGGAGUAUUUGGCGCACUAUUGAUGCUUCUGGGCGUGGACGCCUACUGUACAAGCUCGCAGACCUCAUCGAACGAGACCGGCAGUACCUGGGACGACUGGAGACACCGGACAAUGGAAAACCUUACUCCGUUGCCUACAGUGUAGACCUAGAUCUCACUAUCAAGUGUUACCGCUACUUCGCUGUCUAG